GCGCUCCCCGCCCCGGGGCGGGGGGGCCCGGGGCUGCGGGGAGGGCGGCAGCAGGUGGGGUAGUCCCGGCGCCAAUGAGCAGGCGCUGGGCUCCCCUAGCAACAGUGCCCGCGCCAAUGGGCGCCGGGAGCUGCCUGCGGCGCUGCCCGCAUCCCCGCCGGAGACGGGCCUUGCCAGGCGACCCUUCCCCGCUGCCCCGGCCCCGGGCCUGGCACCCCGCUGCCCUCCCAGCCCUGCCGGGCCCUGCCCCCAGCCCCGGCCAGAGCCCGGCUUUUCCCCCAGCCGGGUUAAAGUCCAAUCCUGCUUAGCAUCCCCCCCGCCCCGGGGCGCUGGGGCAGGGGGCCGGAGCUUGGCUGCCGGCUCCCUGCCCGCCUGCUUCCCCGGGAUUAGGCACCGCGCUCGGCUUCUCCCGAAGGGGAUUUGCCCUGCUUCGUGUUUCCUUCCCCCCGGACGGAGGGACGGAGGAGGCUGGUGGGGGCCGGCCCGGGCAGCAGCGAGGGGCUCGGCGAUACGGGGCCGUGGCUGCAGCCUCUGCCCUCUUCCCUGCCCCGGUUUUGUGAGCCGGCUGCUUUAACGUGGCGCUUGGAAAAGGACUGGUGCUGGCCCAGGGGCAACUGGUGGCGAUAAACCCACCCUAAAGCACCCGAGCCCGGAAAGGAGCCAGGGGAGCAAAGGGAUGCUGGAACUGGCUCCAGGUGGGAGCAGGCAGACGGCUGCUGUAAUUAGGUUUAAGCUGAAGCUGGAUCAGUCUUUGCGGGGGAUUAUGACCCCUCCGUCUGCAGAGGCGCUGUGAGGGGCCCGGCAACUGCCUGCUCAGCAUCCCGGCACGGCCACGGCGUUGCAAGUGGGCCCUCGGCUGGGGCGGGUGCCGGGGUGCAGUUUUGCCAGCGAGCCAUGGGGCAGGAGCGAAGAUUUUGAUGCCUCUCCCGGGAGUCCCCAGAGCCAUGACUGCAACUGUGCAGACGCUGCGGUUCAAGCUGCUGCCGCACGAGCCGGGCCAGGAGUGGGGGCACAGCUGCCAGCAGGAAAUCGAGCGUCGCUACCAAGUGGUGCCCUCAGUGGUGUGCGCCAUGUGCUGCCUCUUCGGAAUCAUCUACUGCUUCUUCGGCUACCGCUGCUUCAAGGCCGUCAUGUUUCUGACGGGGCUGAUGUUCGGCUCCAUCAUCAUCUUCAUGCUGUGCUACAAGGAGCGGGUGCUGGACACACAGCUGAGCGUGGAGGCCUCGGUGGGCAUCGGGCUGGGCAUCGGGGUCCUGUGCGGGCUGGUCACCAUGCUGGUGCGUAGCGUCGGCCUCUUCAUGGUGGGGCUGCUCCUGGGGCUGCUGCUGGCAGUGGCCACGCUGGUGGUGAUGGAGCAGUUCUACCACCCGCCGACGGUGUGGAUCCCCAUCGCGCUGCUCCUCGGUGUGGGGAUGCUCUUCGCCGUCCUCACCCUGCAGUGGCAACGCUUCUUCACCACCCUCUCCACCGCCGUCUUCGGCAGCGCCAUCAUGACCGUCACUGUCGAUUACUUCAUCGAGCUCUUCCUCCUGGUGCAGUACAUCUAUGAGCGCAUCAAGGUGGCCCCGGCUCGCCCCGUGUGCUGGUACAGCUGGGUCAUCCUGGGCAUCUGGCCGCUCCUCACCACGCUGGGCGUCCUGGUCCAGUGGAAGGUCACGGCCGAGGGCUACUCCCACACAGAAGUGAUCAUCAGCCGGCAGCAACGCCGCGUGCAGCUGAUGCGCAUCAAGCAGCGGGAGGACCGAAAGGAGAAGAAGAAGAAGCGGAGACCCCACCACCCACCGCCCCACCAGCACAAAGCCCACCCACCCGAGCCUGCCUACCGCCGCAAACCCAACCCCGUGCGCCGCUUCGAUGGGGACGUGCUCUCCCCCGUGAGUCCCGCACCCAGGAGCUACAUCCAGAGUUUCCGAGAGCGGCAGACGGGGCCGACCCUGAACAGCCUCAUCACCAGCUCCCAUGCUGUGGUGGACCUGGACUAUGACUGCAGCUCCACCGUGCCCCUCACCACGGGCUCCGGCCCUGCCGUGAGGGUAUAAGCCAACCCAGUGACCUCAAGCAACACCAGCACCCCAGCCUGCUCCGACAGACCCUCUGGAACAGGCGGGGCUGUGCCCUUGACCCUGGACGACCACGUGCAGCUUGGGGCUGUGGAUGGAGACCCUUUCUGGGGACACAUUGGACUUGUCUGGGCAAGCCCGAGCUGCCUGCGGGGCCCGGGGGUGCAGGGGGAGCCCUCCUGCAAGGACUCAGUCCAAGAACUGGGAACACCAGCACCCAUGGACAUGUGGUGUGAGCGGCUCUGCUGGGGCAGAGGCUCCCUGAGCCCCCGCUGCUGCGUGUUUCCUCACAGCCCGGGCAUGCUCAUCCUGCAUCCCAACACUGCCCAGCUCCCUCUAUUCGAGCCCCUCUUCCCCAAGAGCAGCUCCCUGCGCCUGCCCCCCACCCCAUUGCAGCCCCCAGCAACUCCCCAAGUGCCUGUGCCCCAUGUCCCUUCCUCAAAGAGCAGGUCCCACAGCCCUUGCCCCGCAAGGGACUCGCCCGAGCAUGUGCGUCCUGUCCCACCUUGGCCCCGAGAGCAGCUCCCAGGCAAUGCUUCCCAAAACCUGCCUCUUCAGAAGGUCCUCCCACCCUUGCCACCCUCCUUGCCCUCCAGAGCAGCUCGCCGCCCCCCCCCCCCCCCCCCCCCUUUUCCUGAGCUGGACUGGGGUGGUACUGGGGCAGAGGCUGCCAGGGCCAGGUGGUUCCCGGGGUGAUGCUGGCAAGUAGCGCCUGUCCAGCGGGAGCUGCGCUGGGGGGGGUGCACCGCGUGCAUCCCCCCCCCCGACUAUUUUGAUGGGAGAUAGGACACUGGAUCCAGCCUUUGGGCAGAGGCUGGGCUGCCUCAGGGACGUGGGGACCCCUGCAGCGUCAGAGGCCGUCGCUGUUUUGCUGGCGACUGGAUUUUAUAGUGGCCAAGGGGGGCCCUGAGGUUGGUCCGAGCCUCCGGCUGGGGCAGGGCAGGAGCCCCUCUGCUGUGGGCAGAGGCUCCCGCCUUGUAUAUAUUUCUCUUGCUGUGAUUUGUAUUAAUUUAUUAUGGAGUGAGCCAGGACUUCCCCACGGCCAGGCAGGCAGGAUGGGGGCGAGACUGGACCGGGGUGCCCCCCUGCUUUGGGACCCCCUCCCCAGCCCAGCCCGGCUGGCCCUGCUGCCCCGGGAACUGCAUGUUUCUGCCAGGCGCCCCUGUCCCCACAGCGCCGCGCCGCCGUCCCCCUUUUCAGUCUCUUUUGUAAAUGUGCCAAACGCUGCUGAGGCCACAGCCACACAGUAAAGAGCCUUUCGGA
This is a messenger RNA of Tyto alba (common barn owl), 3323 nucleotides long. RefSeq names its product transmembrane protein 198 (gene TMEM198). NCBI's taxonomy places the organism in Eukaryota, Metazoa, Chordata, Aves, Strigiformes, Tytonidae. The record is from RefSeq and is a predicted model, not a curated record. The transcript has 5 exons. Gene Ontology annotation, cellular component: plasma membrane; cytoplasmic vesicle. Gene Ontology annotation, biological process: positive regulation of canonical Wnt signaling pathway. The coding region runs from base 918 to 2039 and encodes 373 amino acids.